AUGCCCAUUGCCAUCGUGGACUCGCACAUCCACCUCUUCCCCGCAUCUCACCUCCCAAGUCUGGCCUGGCAUGGCCCAAGCAAUCCAUUGGGCUCGCAGCACAGCUUAGAUGAAUACCGUCAGGCAACCUCGUCAACCUCGGAAUAUCUGCGUGGUUUUAUAUUCCUCGAAACAGACCGCAUUUCCUCCGUGGUGGAUCAGCCCUCCACAGACGCUCCAGGAUGGUUCCAUGCCUUGGAUGAAGUGUCUCUUCUCACGAGAAUUGUGAUGGGAAAGCCGCUCCCAAAAGAAGGGCAUACUGAGAUUGAUCGAGAUCUCUGUCUGGGAAUUGUCCCGUGGGCACCAGUUCCUGGUGGACCGGAGAUACUGCGCGCGUACAUGGCGAGAGCCAAAGAGAGAACACAAACAGAAGAAGUCUGGCAAAAAGUCCGUGGGGUCCGAUAUCUAUUGCAGGACAAAGCGGCUGGAACUAUGCUCGAGACUGGGUUCGUGGAAGGACUACGAUGGUUGGGGAGAGAAGGGCUGGUGUUUGAUCUCGGAGUGGAUGCAAGGCAGGGUGGAUUGGGUCAAUUGCAAGAAGCAGUGGAGAUGAUGGAAAAGGUGUAUAGGGGGUUCGAGAAGGAUGAUGCUGGUGCAGUUACUAUUGUUAUCAAUCAUCUAUGCAAGCCAAAUCUCCGACUUCCAAUCGACGCUGUUCAAACCCACCCAGAGUAUCUCAAAUGGAAGUUUCUUAUCACGAAGAUGGCUCAUGCACAUGGUCGAACUUAUAUGAAGCUGUCCGGGGCUUUCUCUGAAUUUCCACCGCUGGCAGCCGAAGCAGAUCUAGAUAUUUCUGGUUUGGUCGAUCGCCUUCAGCCUUGGACUGAUGUGGCCUUUGAUGCUUUUGGGCCAGAACGCGUGAUGUUUGGCUCGGAUUGGCCUGUGUGCAAUAUUGGUGGUGGAGGAAAUGAUGUUUCAUGGAUCAGAUGGAAACAAGUCGUCGAGGGUGUUUUGGAGAAGAGGGGGUUGACGGAAGAGCAGCGGAAGGGAGUCUGGGGAGGAGUUGCUAUACAGGCCUACGGAAUUAGUAUCUAG
Messenger RNA from Penicillium alfredii, 1074 nucleotides. RefSeq lists its product as uncharacterized. Bases 1 to 1074 code for a protein of 357 amino acids. The transcript has 2 exons. Lineage: Eukaryota; Fungi; Ascomycota; Eurotiomycetes; Eurotiales; Aspergillaceae. The record is from RefSeq and is a predicted model, not a curated record. Gene Ontology annotation, molecular function: hydrolase activity.